AUGAAGAAACACUUUGUCAAAAAUUGGGUUGAGCUAUUUUCAGAUCCUAUCACCUUGAAUAAAGAGGAACAACGAAUCUUUGCACAUGCUGAUUUGCCCGUGGUGGAUGACGAACUGUCUAUAACUUUACGGUUAAAACUUCACAAGCAUAAUUCCGAUUGGACUAGUAUUUUUCAAAAAAGUGCCAUUGGUGAUAUUCGUACGCCUGGAUUCUGGCUCACACCAAAUAAAUCUUCUUUAUAUGCUCGCUUCACAGGCAACUGGAAUUCCAAUGCAGGAAUUUUUGAUGUUGAGAUCGAUGACGGACUUUUAUUAAACAAAUGGUACCAUCUUACUUACACACUUUCUGAUUCUGAAAAGAGGUUAGAUAUCUACGUAGAUGGUGAAUGGGUAGGAUUCUUUGGCAUCCAGGAUGUUAGAACGCAAAAGGUUGUCUUCAAUGAUAGACCACUGUACAUCGGACGUGCUUACAACAUGGGAUUUAAUGGCGAAAUUAGCAACGUUCGUUAUUUCAACUGGCGUUUAUGUGCUGAAGAAGUGAAAGAAGAUUUUUUUAAAAGGAAAAUUGUAUAUGGAUCGAAGGUCGCUCUUGUCCAUGUGACUACUGGAAGAUAUUUGUCUACCAAAGGAGUCAUAUGCCUUUAUCAAUAUCUGGCCAUAGGUAAUGGUAAGGAAAUAGAUAUGAAAAAUGAUAUUUGGACGGUUAUUGGAGCCCAUGAUAAAAGUGUAAGUAGGGGAAGCCCAGUGCUCUUUAAUACCAUCAUUGGAUUUAAGCAUCAGGCGUCAGGAGGAAAUUUACAUUCCCAUUUUCUGAAAAUCAAACCCGAAUCAAAGUAUCAGCAAGUGACCGUCUUUCUCGGUGAAAAUAAUGACGACAAUUGGCUUAUUCGACGUCAUAAUUCAAAUGCUUAUUAUGAUGACUCGGGUCAUUUGAUGAAUGGUGAUAUAAUCUGUCUUUUUCAUAUCAGUACUAGUAAACCAGCACUUUACAGUCAACCCAUCUUUUCUGAUGAUGGAACACAAGAAGUUUCUUGUUAUGGAAAUGGAAAAGACGAAAAUAAUAAGUGUUUCAUUGCAGAGAUAAUAUCAGAGAACAUGGUCAAACUAGCAGAACAACCUUGGGAUGUGAUGGUUGGCACAACUCGAAAAUUACCCGACGGAGGUCAAUUAGGAGAAGUUACAGAGAGAAUAAGUGACUUUUGUAAAGAAUUUCUAUGGACAAAUGCGAUAUCUAAUUCAAGAAAUUUGUCGACAUGCCAAAUUAAUCUUGAAGAAUUUUCACCGGUUUUAUUACAAAAUGUAAGUGAUGAAAGGAGACAAAGAAUGAUUGAUAAAACUCCUGAAAAAGGGAUUCAGUCAAUCAGUAUAUUUGCAAAAAAGAAUUCAACAAGAAUUUUCACGUAUGUUAAGAAAAUACUUAUGAGAUCAAGUUUGGAAAUCGACGAAAGGUUUCUUUUUAAAUAUUCAAAAAAAAAUGAUGAUGGUACCGUAAAAUUAGCAAAGGGAGAAGUAGUUGACCAUUUAGUGUUAGAAUUCGACUCAGUCAAGCACUGGGAUAUUUGA
Molecule: messenger RNA, 1563 nt
Organism: Funneliformis caledonium
Lineage: Eukaryota; Fungi; Glomeromycota; Glomeromycetes; Glomerales; Glomeraceae
Source: the annotation of a GenBank genome assembly